Pecten maximus is the source of this 8038-nucleotide messenger RNA. RefSeq names its product agrin-like. The record is from RefSeq and is a predicted model, not a curated record. The transcript is spliced from 32 exons. NCBI's taxonomy places the organism in Eukaryota, Metazoa, Mollusca, Bivalvia, Pectinida, Pectinidae. Gene Ontology annotation, biological process: cell differentiation; multicellular organism development. Bases 1597 to 6579 code for a protein of 1660 amino acids. Gene Ontology annotation, molecular function: calcium ion binding; protein binding.
AGAUAACCGCCAUUCAUAGCCGACCAGCAACCGUCUCAGCCAUCAGCUUAUAAUUACUGUGUGGUACAGAGAGACACAUGAGACACAGGAGACACACGGUGACACCGACACACAUUGCUUUGUGGCCAAAAACCUUAAUGGAAUACUCUGUAAUGGUGCUGUAAAAUUAUCAUCUUUUCUGAUAGACCAGAAAUCUGUGCAGGUAGUGUAAUCUUGAUGGGAGGUUUAACACCUUAUUACUGCCAAACAGAGGAUUCUACGGGUACUAAGAUUUAAUAGUUACUACGGCAAGGUUUGAUAUAAUGAUAUGAUUUCCUCACCUUUGAUGUAAAUUUGGAAGUGUGAGCCUUAAUUCAUUGAUUAAUAAUGCCUUGAUGUUUUGAUGAAGCCAACAGGAUUUUAUGCUAUUUUAAAACGGAUUAAUUGGUUGAAGAAUUUGGCUAGGUCUGAUUCAGCUAUUAACUGAUAUAACUUUUAAGUCCUUUUGCUUUUUCCAUAUGGAGGCUAGUUUAAGACAAGGAUCGUGAUUAUCAAUCAUUUGUCCAUCUUCAAGUAUGGACUACUACUAACAGAGACUGAUUUCACAAGUGGAGAUAAUCACUAUUUAACAUUUGAAAGACUGAGUGUUAAUUAUUUUCCAUUGACUCAAAACUGUUUAAUAUGAUAUACAUUUCCAACAAUUUUAAAGUUCUCAGGGAAACACUGUACUCAGCAUAAUACUUUACUUCCCUGUGAUAUUGGUGACUUUUUCUGUGAGUGGACUCGGAUGGAUGAACCAGCCAAUGAUAUGUUAUACAUGUAAUACACUCGCUUCAUGUACCAUUUUAUGAUGAAUUAUUGAUAUGCAUAAUGUGUGCUGUCAUUUCUGAUGAGGUGUUUUCUCUAAACUUGGCUUUUUGGACUGUGUGUACAUAUGUGUAGCCCUACCUGUGGAAUAGCCAUGCCAAUGGUUCAGUAAUUUCAUUUGAAAUUCUUCAAUGAUACCAACUGAUGUUGUGUGGCAGUCAAUACCAAUGAUAUUUCUGUUCUGAGAACGUGGAGUAUGAAGAGGGCUAAUUAGAUCAAGGUAGAAGUGAAUUAGGAUUAAUCUGAAUUGUUCAGAGGGGUUCAAAACAUAGGGAAAUGUAAUUUCAAAGUGUUUUCAAUGUACUGCAUGUGGAGCAGGAGGGAAUCUCUCUGAUCCAAUGAAAUGAUGGACUACUGAAAUUCAUGUGUAUAAUAUUAGCCUCCAAUCCUUCAAGCGAUAGAUUUGUCGCUUUGUAAACACUGUACUGCACGCAUGUCAAUUUCUGUGCUGUGCAGCACAAUCUGGAUCACUGAAAUGUUUGAAAUUUUAAAGUAGAACAAAAACAGCAAAUGGUUGGCUUGAUAUCCAACAGAAUAUCCAUCUGGCUUUAAACUCACAAUCAUUCAGUCAUAUAUAUAAAGGGGGAAAAUAUCACGGUUACAAUGUUGGAGAAUUGUGUUUAAAUGCUAAUGGAGGCUUGUGUAUGGUUUAUGGAUGUUACUGAUGGCGAUAUGGCUGUUGUGGAAUAUUGACAUAGGGAAAUGGCUGCUUCAUCUCUGUGAGCAGUUUCAUUCUAUUGAUCCUCGACCAUGGGACUGGUUAUACAAAUUAAACACUCUCUUUGCAAAAAAUCAGUUUCAUUGAAAAACUUGAAAAGUAUGUGGAUUAUAAUAGUGUGUGCAGGUAUAUUCCAAACAUUUCUUGGCCUGUGUCAUGCCUGUUACGUGUUCCCUGCAGGUAACAAAGAUCCAUGUGAGGGGAUUACCUGUAGAUUAGGGGCCAUUUGUGUGCCUUCACAAAAUGGGCUUGUGCACCGGUGCAUGUGCCCUGAGCGGUGUGAUAAUUAUGGGGACAACUUGGGAGGUAUGCCUGUGUGUGGUGACAAUGGAAAGGACUACAACAGUUCCUGUGAACUUCGAAGAGCAUCCUGUCGUGACAUGAAGGACAUCAAGCUCAAAUACUACGGCAAAUGUGAACCAUGCGCUGGAUUUGUGUGUGAACCACCAAAAGUCUGCCAACUGGCCAGUGACCGAAGACCUGUGUGUCGCUGUGCGGAGACGUGUCCGGACACCCUGGAGCUGGUCUGUGGCACUGAUGGUGCAACAUAUAGCAAUAUGUGUCGGCUUGAAAUGGAGGCGUGUCGUACCAUGAGGGACAUUCGACUUCAUCACUCCGGCAAAUGUCAAGCAGUUUCGGGGCCCAAUGUAAACAUUGUUGUUCAGGACGAAGUAGAAGCAUAUCAGGGAACUAAUCCAUGUAGGAAAAUAACAUGUGGAUUUGGUCAGGAAUGUAGUAUCAACAAAAACGGCCUUGCUAAAUGUCAGUGUCCUUCACCAUGUGAACUUAUUCUACAGCAAGUUUGUGGUUCUGAUGGCUACACAUAUGACAACGAAUGUGAGCUGAGGAGAGAUUCAUGUCUUCAGAAAAAAAAUGUGGUCCUAGCACAUCAUGGCCCCUGUGGGGAGGGAGAAAUUUCUUGUCGAGGUUACACUUGUCAUAAUGAUGCCAUCUGUCAAAUGAGGGGCGGACAACCCAUCUGUGAAUGCCCUGUUUGUUCCGAGGAGUUUGAACCAGUUUGUGGAACAGAUGGGCAAACAUACCCCAAUGAGUGUCAACUUCGCCUCACCAACUGUGAUGAACGAACUAGCAUACAGAUCUGGCACCAAGGAAGAUGUAGAGGCUGUGGAGACCAAGACCAGUGUGAAUUUUACUCUGUCUGUGAUAAGAGCAGUGACAACCCCACAUGUGUUUGUCCAAAGGCAUGCAAACAGAACCAGGAAGCAAAGCUCUGUGGAUCAGAUGGUAAAACCUACAGAAAUGAAUGUGAACUAAUGUUGGAAUCAUGUCGGCUUCAGGAGCUCAUCAUAGUGGCCUCCAUAGGAAAAUGUGAACUUUGCAAAGGAACAACAUGUAAUUUUGGUGCACGUUGUGAAAAUGGAACAUGUGUUUGUCCCCUUACCUGUCCCCGAACUCUGGAACCUGUAUGUGCAAGUGAUCGAAAAACUUACGAGAAUGAAUGUAAAAUGAAGCGUGCAGCCUGUGUCCAAAAUGUGGAUUUAUAUGUGGUGGAUACUCGUCCCUGUGAAAAUGAAAUGGAUACUGCAUACUCUGGAGGAGGGUCAGGCGACACCCCAGACGACAUGCCUGUCUGUGACGAGAUUUUGUGUAAAUAUGGUGGAGAGUGCCAGCUUAACGAGCAAGGAACCUACGCAUGUAUCUGUAACUUCAACUGCCAGGCCAUCAGAUCUACAGUUUGUGGUUCAGAUGGUCGUACUUAUGGAAAUCCAUGCCAGAUGCAGUAUGAAGCUUGUAAAGAGCAAAGGGAGAUAAGUCAAGUAUCAAUGGAUAAUUGUUUUGACAUCACUGAGGAACCUUGUGAUGGAAACCCUCCAUUAGUGGCUUCAUUUCCCUACGAGUAUAAAUGUUCAUCCAUCUCUAACAACUGUCCACCUAACAGUUACUGCCAUGAGCAGUUUGGCAAAUGUUGUCAGGAAGCUGAUUGUAUCUGUAAUGAAAAAGGAUCGGUGAGCAUCAUCUGUAACCCUGUAACACGUAAAUGUAGCUGUAAACCAGGCGUCGGUGGCAAACUGUGUAAUUACUGCCUUCCUGGCUACUGGGGGCUUGCUCUCAACCAGGACAGUGUCGGCUGUGUUCCUUGUAACUGCCACACCUUGGGGCGCCUUCGUGGUGACUGUGAUCAGACUACUGGGAAGUGCUUUUGUCGACACAAAAUUCGUGGAGCAAAGUGUGAUCGUUGUCCAAAUGGCAGUUUGAUAGUGUCUAGAUAUGGAUGUCCAGAAGAUCCUAAUGUGUUACCUACGCCGAGGACAUGUAGAGAUGUACAGUGUGGUUUUGGUGGUACCUGUGUUGAGUUUGAUAACCGAGCCUACUGCGACUGUGAAUCAUUGCCUUGCUUUGCUGGGGACUGGCCACGGUCCAGGGCUGUGUGUGGUAGUGACCUCAACACCUAUGAGUCAGAGUGUGAACUUAGACGAGCAGCUUGUAUCCAGCAAACCAAUAUCACAAUUUUCCUACAUGAAGGAUGUGGCAACCAGAGGACCACCCCAUCACCAAUAAUGAACGGUCACCCAAGACGAACUCCCGACUACCGGGCUACCACACCAACACCACAACAUGAACGGCCACGGAGUAGUUACAAAACAACACGCCAUGCUGGGCAUGCCCCUCCUGAAGCGAGCAGUGAGGUGACACGAACCACAGCCAGACCUGUCACCAACCCUCCUCCACUUGUUGAAGGUAAAAUUUUGGACAUUUGCUUGGAUGACACAUAUUGCAGUGUCCAAAACAGCCACUGUCAUCUAGGGAUUUGUACCUGUUGGGAUGGAUACAUUCCUACAUUGGAUAAUACACACUGCUCAGAGGUGGAGCAGACAAGACCCAGUCAUCCUCAUCUACAUGACCAGUCGGCAUGCUCAAUAAACCCUUGUCGUAACCAAGGAUUGUGUGUACCUGAUGAUCUCCUGGGCUACCGAUGUUUGUGUCCCCUUGGGAAAAUUGGACCAAACUGUAAAAGAGAUGCUGUUAUCCAGGUACCAUCUUUCACUGGAAUGUCAUACAUGUCUGUGACAGAGAUUAAGAAGGCCAAUGAUGACCUUACUAUUGAAUUGAUUUUCCGUUCCCUAAACACGGAUGGCCUACUACUGUUUAGCAGUCAAUUUGUCAAUGGUACCGGUGACUUCAUCUCCAUCACUCUCAUCGAUCAAUAUGUGGAGUUCAGGUUUGACCUUGGCAGUGGCAUUGCUAUUAUUAGAAGUAUGGAGAAAGUGCCUUUGAACCAGGAAUGUCAUGUAAUUGCUAGUCGUUUUGACCGUAAGGGGAUGUUGAUUGUGAAUUCCUUGACAGGGAUUUCCCAGAUGAGUCCUGCCUCUCUUGUCUCCCUUGAUCUGAAAGGACCUCUUUACAUUGGCUAUCUCCCCAAACAUGCAGAGCUAGGUUUAGAGCGAGCUGGUGUGUAUGUAGGAUUUGUUGGCUGUGUCAUGUCCCUCCAGGCAAGCACAUCUCAGAUGGCUAAACUGUAUGACCUGACCUAUCCACAGAUGCACCCGGAUAUAUAUGAGGCUAGGGAUAUAGGUGAGUGUGGUCAGAACCCUUGCUCCAGCCUCCCUUGUCUUCAUGGAGGGACCUGCCUAAUGUCGGAUGCAGAAAUCUUCACCUGUCUGUGUGAGGAUGGUUAUACCGGCAACAACUGUGAAAUCAUCUUGAAUCCCUGCGUGAGUGCAGUGUGUCAGCAUGGUGCCACUUGUCGCCAGACACUUGGAGGCUAUGAGUGUGUUUGUCCCGAUAACCGUGAAGGUGAAUUCUGUGAAUACGAAAAAUUACAUAAGAUAUUUGUGCCAGAAUUUAACGGUAGUUCCUACAUCCAGUGCCCUCUGGGAGAUGUAAGCAGUACAGCACUCUCACUCAAAGUGUGGUUCAUGACACACAAACCUAAUGGAGUACUGAUGUAUGCUAGUCAGUUUUCUCAUGGACUGGGAGACUUUGUAUCUGUCAACAUUGUAGAGAGACACAUUGAGUUCCGAUUUAAUAUGGGUAGUGGUACAGUUGUAAUCAGGAGUGAUGAGAAGAUAGAACUCAAUAAGUGGCAUGAAGUCUAUGUCCAGAAAGUAGAUAGAGCUGGGACACUUGUGAUUGACAGCAGUGAGGAACGGUUAACGAAGGUGGAAUCCCAGGGUGUUCUGACAGAGCUUAAUCUUCAGGAAAGAAAUUUGUUCCUUGGAGGCUUCCAGAGCAACAGUACCAUUCCUGCUGACUCAAAUAUUCUGUAUAACUUUACAGGAGUUAUACAAAGGAUUUAUAUAAAUGGCCGCCUGAUAGACAGCAUUAUGGAAGUAGCGCGAGAUGCUGUAAACAUCAAGGAGUAUAUGGGUAACCCUUGUAACGUCAACCCCUGUCUUAAUGGAGGUGUCUGUGUACCAAAACUCAAUGCUGCUGACUGCAAGUGCCCAAUGAAAUACCUUGGUCAGCGAUGUGAGAAACGUUCAGAUGCUAUAAACAAAGACCUUCCCGUGAAGUUUGAUGGCCACACAUAUCUCCGAUAUCCAAAUGAAAUAUCUCAUGAGGUUCCAGGUCAGCGUACAAACAAAUACACAAUUAAGUUCCGUGUGGUGCAAGGUGGUCUUCUAUUGUUCCAACAAGGGGCACUUACUGUACUGGACGACUACUUUGCUAUUGCUGUUGUGGAUGGAAGAGUUCACCUUAGCUACAAUCUUGGUGGUCAGAAUGAAAAUGACCUUCACAUCAUUAGGUCAACAGUGCAAGUAGACAAUGGAGAGUGGCACACCCUUGUAGCCAAUAGAGAUGAGAGACAGGCCACACUACAAGUAGAUGAGGAGCGACCGGUAAAGGGGGUGUCAUCUGAAGGGUCCUCCCAACUUGACACUGAUGGCAACUUGUGGAUAGGUGGAAAGAGCAACCUUCCCAUUGGAUUGCCUGAUCAGUACUAUGACGGAUUUAGGGGUUGUAUCGAGGAAGUUUAUAUAAAUGACCGUAAACUUCAGAUGAUUGACCACAGGAGUGACCAAAGAUCACCUAUAGUCAGGUUCUGUAUAUGAUAGUGAACAUUGGACGGUUGAUAGAAGUGGACUUCUGGACAAGUGUAGUUGAUGACAGGAAUGUCCGAUGCUGAAAUACCAAAGUUUUACCAUGAUCAUUGUAGUGUACAGUGUACAUAAAGAUUACACAGAUCCUGUCUUAAGAGACCUGCCCCGUAUCAGACUCCUGCAGAUUGGUACCCUAUAUAUGUUGACAGGUCGUGUGACUGAAAUGCCUGUCUCAAUGAAACUCAUACAAUGUCUCUGUGGACAGGUCGUGUGACUGAAAUGCCUGUCUCAAUGAAACUCAUACAAUGUCUCUGUGGACAGGUCGUGUGACUCAUGCCUGUUUCAAUGAAACUCAUAUAAUAUCUCUGUGGACAGGUUGUGUGACUCAUGCCUGUCUCAAUGAAACUCAUACAAUGUCUCUGUGGACAGGUCGUGUGACUCAUGCCUGUCUCAAUGAAACUCAUACAAUGUCUCUGUGGACAAGUCAUGUGACUCAUACAAUGUCUCUGUGGACAGGUCAAGUGACUCAUACAAUGUCUAUGUGGACAGGUCGUAAGAAUGUGUUUGUGCCUAGCUGUCUGGAUGUGUUUCAUUCAAUAUAAAGUUUGCAUCCAUCCAUAAUGUAUUUUCCAUUGCACUUAUAAGAGCACUCCACCUGAAACUGUGUGAGCCAUAUUCAUUUUUAUACUCAUCAAAACUGCUAUUCUUUCAAAAAUGUGUUUUCUCUGGCAUGACAUUUUUGUAAACAUCGGCAACUAGCCUCAUCAGUUAUCUAGAGACUUAUGUGAUUGUUUUGACUGCCAUCCUCAGCUAUCUAGACUAAUCUGAUUGUCUCAGCAACUAGCCUUAGUCAUCUAGAUACUUAUGUGGUUGUCUUGACAACUAGUCUCAUUUUUCUAAAGACUUUUCUGGGUUUAUCUCGCAACUAGUCUCACUUUUUAGAGACUUUUCUGAUCAGCAAUAUUUAUUAUAGUAAUACAUUGUCCAGAAUAACUGUCUGGAUUGUUGAUGUUAUGUACUGGUUGCCAAGUUGAUAUAUGUGUUGCAUGGAGAUGCUUUAUAGAGAAGCACACUAAUAAAAUGGAAAAUGUAAGGAUGACAGGACUGUACCUGGAGCCCAAUACCUUGUGGGUACAAGGACAAUAUGAUGGAGGAUAUGCAAAUCCUAAAACUGCUAAUGUUGAACACUUAAUUGGUAGCAUAUGUUAGUGUAUGGGAGUAGUUCCAGUAUUAAUGGUUGGCUGUACAUAGGUGGUAUAAACACUAUAGGUGUACUGAGCAUUAAAUGUUAGUGAUCAUUCAUUAUACGUUGGAUACUUUCUUGUUUUCAGUACUUCUAGUCAAUUAUGUCUUUAGAUUACAUAAAUGAUGUUUAUCAAAAAACUGAAGAUAAAUAUCACUUACUUCAAUUGGAUUCACAAACUGAAUCAAUGCAUAUUGUAAUAAAUUGGGUAACAACACAGUAAUAAAA